Molecule: messenger RNA, 801 nt
Organism: Batrachochytrium dendrobatidis JAM81
Lineage: Eukaryota; Fungi; Chytridiomycota; Chytridiomycetes; Rhizophydiales
Exons: 4
Coding region: 1-801 (266 amino acids)
Biological process (GO): base-excision repair; base-excision repair, AP site formation; nucleotide-excision repair
Cellular component (GO): nucleus
Molecular function (GO): oxidized pyrimidine nucleobase lesion DNA N-glycosylase activity; DNA binding; DNA-(apurinic or apyrimidinic site) endonuclease activity
Source: RefSeq, a predicted model, not a curated record
AUGGAACAUUCGUCAAAAGAUAACAGUCCUGCUAAAUGGCGUGAGCUAUAUCAUGGAAUCAAGGCUUACAGACAGGACCAUGUUGCUCCAGUAGAUGUUGUCGGAUGUGCUAUGCUGGGCGAUAAGACUGAUCCAAAGAUCUAUCGAUAUCAGACAUUGACAGCAUUACAAUUAUCUUCACAAACCAAGGAUGCUGUUACCGCAGGUGCGAUCGCUAAUCUUAAAUCUCAUGAGCCAGGUGGUUUGACUGUAGAAAGUAUUCUAGCAAUGGAUCCCAAAACGCUUGAUGGCUAUAUUAGCAAAGUGGGAUUCCAUAACCGCAAAGCAUUGUAUAUGAAACAAACAGCAGAAAUAUUAAAAACUCAAUAUAACAGCGAUAUACCUGAUACACUUUCUGGAUUAAUGUCAUUGCCUGGAAUCGGACCUAAAAUGGCACAUCUUGCAAUGCAAGAGGCCUGGAACCAGACGGUGGGAAUAGGCGUAGAUACGCACGUACAUCGCAUUUCCCACCGUAUUGGAUGGACAAAGUAUCUCAAGACCCCGGAGCACUCCAGAAAGGAACUGGAAGAGUGGUUGCCUAGACAGUAUUGGAACGAAAUCAACAAACUACUUGUUGGGUUUGGACAAACCUUGUGUUUGCCUGUUGGACCAAAAUGCACCGAAUGUCCAGUAUCUCACUUGUGUCCUCGCAUUGGAGUCAAGACCACAUCAGCCAUGCAAAACAAACUUGUCCAGAUUCAAUCUCCAUUUUUUAAUGACUCACCACGGCCAGCAAAACGAACAAAAACUACGGACCGUUGA